Messenger RNA from Bemisia tabaci, 2926 nucleotides. The record is from RefSeq and is a predicted model, not a curated record. NCBI's taxonomy places the organism in Eukaryota, Metazoa, Arthropoda, Insecta, Hemiptera, Aleyrodidae.
UGAGUACUGGUUGAGUAGUGAAACCUUCAAUGGAUUUUGUUUACGUUGUUUUGGUUCAUCGGCGUAUUCGUAUUGUAACACGAAUACACAGCAAUUAAAAUUGAAAUCACUCUCCGAUUUCAAGUUGUUUAUCAAAUCUUUGUGUCCCAUCAGUGACACUUUACUCACUCACGCUCGAUCCUCUUAUUAACUUCUAUCCAGGAUUUUUGAAUCACUUCUUCUCGUCUUAAUCUUGUUUGUUCACGUUACUCCCGUUACUGUGCUCCGUGUUACCCUAACAUCAUCAUUAUUUCUACUUUUUUAACUAGAUUUUCACCUCUUGAUAUUUCAUCUCCAAGAUCAAAUGAGGGCCCUCAUUGUGAGGCAUUUUCUGCAUCAUGGAAACUGAAUCUGUACUUUCCAUUUUGAGUGAUACCAGCGCGAAAGGAAAGAGGUCAAAGAAUCACCGGAAUCACUCGCACCGUGUGAAUAGAAGUGGAAGGUCAAACAAAAGAGAUUAUGAAAUGGCGCCUUUUCAGACAUCUGUAACAUUAGAAGAUUCCCGUGAUGGUCAAGAAGUCAUUGAAGUUCAGAUUUUACCACAGGAUGAAAACUGGGGUGAAAACACAACUGCUGUCACAGGCAACACAUCAGACGUCUCAGGGUCUGUUGAAGAUUCAGUUGUUUGGUUUGGCAAUGAGCCAGACGGAGGAUUUGUAUUUUUAUGUCAUCGAUACAUUGGAACCGUUUCCAAUUAUAUUCUUUCAAUUGCCUCUUUUCUCUCCCCCGUAGCUAUGGUUGUCGCACCUAAAAUUGGUUUCUGGCCUGGAGUAGCCGCAAACUUGAGCCCAUCUCAGAAAAGUAUCUUGCUGGCAUGUGGAGCUGAGUGUAAAACAUUGCUUGUAUCGCUGGUAUUUCGAUUAGUCUUACUGGUCGCAGGAGCAUGGGCUGUAUUUUUCCGCUCUACUGCAACCUUACCAAGGAUUUGUUUAUUCAGAGCUUGUACUUUACUCUUCACAUUACUUGCCCUCCUGGCUUACUGGUUGUUCUAUAUCGUUCAUGUCACAGAAGGUAUGCGAGCAACUGCUGCAGGUGAAGAUGCCGUAGAGUACAGAGCUCUAGUUAACCAUGCUGUCAACCUAGCAAACACGUUAUUGUUCAUUUAUUUUAUUGCUGUCCUACUCAUCGAAAUUAGGCAUUUGCAGCCACAAUUUUAUAUUCGAGUUGUGCGGAGUCCAGACGGAGAAAGUCGGUCCUAUCCUGUUGGUCAGUUCAGUAUUCAACGCGCUGCUGUCCAUAUCUUACAACGUUACUACACAGAGUUUCCAAUUUUCAAUCCUUACUUGGAAAGACUUCCUGUUUCAAAAGCCCGCAGACAAACAUCGACUUUUAAGCUGUAUGAUGUUGAUGGGUUCAACAGUGGGGUGACCGGAAGUAGAACAGUCUUGAGUAGUGGGCGUCGUAGAGACUCAUCUCACAAUGAAAGAUUCUAUGAAGAACAUGAGUAUGAAAGGCGAGUGAAGAAGCGCAGAGCAAGGUUAAUCACAGCUACAGAAGAAGCUUUUACACAUAUCAAACGAAUGCAUCACGAUCCAGUUGGUAGUAUUACAAUGGAUGCCCAUGAAGCAGCUCAAGCAGUGUUUCCCGGUCUAUCUCGGGCGCUCCAAAAGUACCUUCGCGUAACCAGGCAACAACCAAGGUUCACCAUGGAGUCAAUACUAACUCACUUAGCUAACUGCCUCUCACAUGAUCUCUCACCGCGCGCUUUCCUAGACAUGUUCCUUGUCUCCUCGCCAGUUCUACAGAAUGAAAAGGAGCAGAAGCCUGUUCAGACAUGGUCGCUCAUAUGCUCAGAAUUUCUUUCAAGGCCGCUGAAGAAUGGUACCCUGUUUCAGCUGAGACAGAAUGACAUUUCAUUGCUGUGUCACGUCUACACAAUCCCGCACUUCAGUAUCAUGGAAGAAGUCGUUCAUCCGAAGUCCAACCAAUUUGUCCUGCGACUCAACUCAGAAACAUCAGUAUGACCUUCAGCCAUGAACUAUCCGAGUACAGCAUUCUCUCCCAAAACGAUGAGAGUCCACUUCAUGUAGGGGAGAUCAUCUCUACUUUUACGCUGAAGGUUCUGUUCAUCAGUUUAUCAGACAGAAGUUGCUAGCCAACUAAAUUCAGGCUGUGAUACUGUAACCGUACUUGUAGGAAAAUUUUUAUUUGAAAUCAUUAAUGACUAUCAUCAGCUAAUACUCAGGUAUAACUGUAAAAAUUGGGCUCCAAGUUCAAAGUAAGAAGCAGUGUUCCUGGUUGCGCCGCAUACAAAAGUCCGUACUCCGGCUAGGCUUGUGCAAGCCCAAGCCGCUCUGUUUUGGUGAUGUCACACUUAGAGACUUCUUAUGAUAAGGAAAGCAUAUCCCUUUAUACUUUUAGUCCAUAGGUGGUCCCUACUGGUCUAGGGGAAGUCCGAAUGGUACGGAUAUAUCUUGGCGCUUGGGAUCACUGCUAAGAAGGGACUUGUGCAAGUUGUAAAGUAGGAAGAAAUCGCAUCUGUCUGUCAAAUGUGAUUGAUUUGUUCAAGAGCAAUAAUUCCUUGUCUUUAAGAUAGUAAGAGGAAUUUGUAUAGGAAAAUCGAAUGUGUAUGUUAUAAUUGAUAGUGGAAGAUGGUGGUUUGAUGAAGUAGCUUUGCCUCCUCUGUGAGCAACUUUGGGCUAGCUAGUGUGGUUGUUAACACAGUCACUCUCUCUGUACAUAGUAUCUAAUCUGAGAGUUAUGUCAACAUAGGCAGAACUGAGUAUUACAUUUGUUCAGGAAAGUUUUGUGCCAGGAACUGGAAUUCAUAGGAAUGUCCCUGGUACCUCUGUUGAUUCUUCAAAGUGUGCAUGAUCACUUUGCGUACAUGUUCAUAGGCCCUGUCCACACGAGCGCAGGCUUGCGGAACUUAUUCCUCGAACUGCUC